AUGCUGGCAAAAGGAAAGCUGCGGGAGACAGGAGGGACCCACCUAAGAAGAAGAACGUGGACCAGGACAAAACCAAAAAUGUUGCCAAAAACGAGAUACGUGGAGGAGCACCGGCUUGGAGAAGGAGGCUGCGGAGCAGUGUUUGCUGGCUACCGCAUAAAAGAUCAUUUUCCAGUCAUUCUGAAGCAGCUGGUUGAUGCUGCGAAGCACCUGGAGGAUAAACACAUCUUUCACCGGGACAUCAAGAGUGAGAACAUUCUAAUUGAGACCGGCUCAGAUGUACCGCGUGUUCGUAUCAUCGACUUUGGACUGAGCUGCUUUGUUAAGGAGCGGUCGCUGUACCGCGUCUUUUAUGGUACAGACAUUUACUCCCCUCCCGAGUGGUACAGGCAAGGUUGCUACAGGUGUGGACCCACCACGGUAUGGCAAAUGGGAGUGGUUCUGUACGAAGCGCUUCAUGUGGGGGACUUUAACACCACGGGCUUCCUCAAAAAGCGCCUGAAAUUCAAAAGCCGUCUGUCUAAACGCUGCCGGGAUUUCUUGGACGCGUGUUUAACCAGAGUCCCAGAGAUGCGGCCGACGUUGGAGGACCUCCAGCAUCACGCUUGGCUGAGAUAAACCCAUCACACACAAACACACGCAAUUCAGACGUUAUCAUGUAUGUGUGAUAUAUGAAGUAACUUUCUUGUUUUCUGUUUGACAGGAAAUAAUUUUUUUAAUUGCCCUAUUUUAAACUUUGGUGUUUUGGAAUUCCUGUAACCCCCCCAGCCAUCCCAGGAAAGGGGAUCUCUCUUUGAAUGGGCUUUCCCGAGGUUUCUUCCCGUCAAUCUGGCCCCCCCAGGGGAGUUUUUCCUCGUCUUCAUAGAGAGCUUGGGCUGGGUCAGGAGCUCCAUCAAAACUGUCUUUAGUUGAUUAUUUUAAGGUAAUCAUAUUCUUUAAAGUA
Molecule: messenger RNA, 943 nt
Organism: Oreochromis aureus
Lineage: Eukaryota; Metazoa; Chordata; Actinopteri; Cichliformes; Cichlidae
Product: serine/threonine-protein kinase pim-2-like
Exons: 5
Coding region: 1-618 (205 amino acids)
Biological process (GO): protein autophosphorylation; regulation of mitotic cell cycle; negative regulation of apoptotic process
Cellular component (GO): cytoplasm
Molecular function (GO): protein serine/threonine kinase activity; ATP binding
Source: RefSeq, a predicted model, not a curated record